CCGGUACGGGAGGGUGCGUUUGUGUGUGUGGAGAAUCCAUUAUAUCCGCGUAUUUCCCCGUGUGUGAUGCCAACGGAUCCAGCACAUUUCGCCUCAACACUGUGGUCGUUGUCACGGAGCACCAGCAGAGGUGUUAGCAGGGUGAUCCAAACAAAUUGCCAUAAAAUUAUUCCCCCUAUUACCCCUCAAAAAUCAUUCCAACAAAACAACAAACAUCUGAUUAUUCCAUUGGCUGGAGGUGCAGUGGAUCUCUGAGGUGAAGUGUCAAGGAAAAAGGGUAAAAAAAACGUUGAAAAAGUGGAGAAGAAGGGUAUCCGGCGUCUGAGCCGAGUGAUGGAGGCAGUGAACACAAGUGAGAGUGAGUGAGAAAGCGCCGAGGGCGCAGGAGUUGCAGUCUCUUGGACAUAGGACAUUCCUUGUCGUUUGCAUUUCAAUAUCUCACCCUAUUGCCCCGAGGGAACCGAUAAUACACGAGUGUACGUGGGGAUAAACAAUUGGAGUUGAUCCCUGUGCGUUAACAAACGCGGGAAACAAGUGAGUGACUGCGAAGUGGAAAAAUCGAUCGAGAAGAAAAUUGUGAAUAAUAAUCUCCAACGUCUUUGGUGAGCAUUGGCGAUUCGCGGGGUGUGUUUUACCUGGCGUUGUGUCACGGGAUUCUCCCCUUCAGUUAUUAAACCCACGGGGAUCGAUGUCUGUGGUGUGAGGGAGGUGAAAACAUGGCUGAGGAGCUGCUGGUCACGCUUAGCAGAAACGACACAGCGGGAUUCGGAUUCUCCUUGCUUGGUACUGCCGGCUUACCCCACGUCAUUUAUGAUAUUGUAGAGAAUUCACCGGCAGCGGAGUCUGGCAAGGUAGAGGCUGGAGACGUAAUCCUUCGAGUAAAUGACAUAGACGUCAACCGUUUCACCACCAAGGAAGUGCUCAAAUGUUUACGAUUGUCCUCGGAUCCAGUGACCCUAAAGCUCAGGAGGGAUCCAGCGAUAAAAGCACACGUGAGGCGGUUACUAGCCCCAGGACAAGAACUUUUGGACGAAGUGAGUUGUCCACGUGUGUGUGCAGAUGGAAGAACCAACUUGGGUAACUACGAUGAGCAGAAGAAGAAGAAGGUGAAGGGAAGAAAAGCAGGAUCGCCAGAGUUGGCACUCGGUUCGCCACAGGCGGUGGUGCCAGCUGGUGCGCAGUAUGCAUCAAGAAGCAAUGGAUCGUACAGCGAUGCCUCGGGCUCCUCCGAGUUUGAGGCACUUUUACCAGUUAACACAGACAGUUUCAAAGAGGAGGAACGAGCACAGUGGGAGCCACUAUCAGGCGACAAAUUUAGCAGACAAAAAAAUACACCUAGAUUCGAGGCAUACAUGAUGACCGGGGAUUUAAUGUUGAACCUCUCUCGAACCCAACAAAGCACUGGUUUUCUCCCCAAAUACCAGAAGAAAGUCGACUCACUCCGUUACAACAACCACUACAUCCAUCGUCAUCACAAUUACUACAAUCAUCACCAUCACAAUUCAGUCCCAACGAGCCCAAACGAGAUGCUGGGCCAUCGUUCCUACAAAUCCACCACUGGCUCCAAUUCAGCCACGACCUCGCCAGUGGGUGUGGGUAAACGAGAUCCCAGUCAGUGUCCAAGCAUUGUGGACACGAAGACCAACGUCACGAAUUUUGGUUACUCAAGUGGUUUCGUCAGGACAUCGAGGUCAGAGGAUCACCUGCAAUUCCAGAAGGACCCGUCGAUGAGUGCAGUGGAUAUUGACAUCGAUGAGGACGUCACCUCAAGCCUCAACACACUAUUAGACACACGACCUGACAGUGGACAGGGUGUCUCGAGUGAGAGGAUUGUGUGGACGUAUAAUGCCCCAGUGAGUUCACCUUCAGCUUCCGCAUCAGAACGCACCUCGUGCUGUCAAAAUGGCAGUUCAUCGCAGUCGUCCAGCAGCAGUUCAGAGGGCACAAGUCCUCAGCGUUCCUUAUCCCCAGCCUCUCCAACAUCCGUAUCCUCAUCAGUCAUGUCCUCCAAUUCUGGAUCGCGCAGAUUUCCCCUGCCAAGUCCAGGUAAUCCCUUUCCCCAAUCAAGCAACAGUCCCAAUCUGCCCAAUUGCUCAGCAGGAACUCCAAGCUUUCCACCGACAAAUGGUGAUCUCAGUCAAUCAGAGGCCAUCAGCAACAUGUCAAGCCCGGAUUACAAUGACGAAGAGACUAUGGACAUUCUCAGUGCACGUGAUAUUAUGAUGGUUAGUGAUCCAAGUGACAGUGACUCGACGAUCCUCGCGAGUGAACCACCGCAGAGGAGAAUUAAUAAGAGUAUGGGCUAUGCACAAGAGCACAGCCAAUCUAGUGAGCAUAGGAUUGUAAUACAGGUCAAGGGGCCUGACAAGGAGAGCAGGACUUCCAGCAGUCCCAGGAACAGAAGGAGAAGCAAUAGUGGAGGUGGUGGUGGUGAACAGCAGCAGAGACCAUCGUCUGGCGAGUUGAAGGAAAACGAGGAUGAAAAUGAAAUACAUAUUGGUUCGUGCGAUGAACAGAAACAGAGUGGACAGUCACCACCGCAAUCGGCUGACGAGGAGAGUGACAUUGAGAGUCUCCACAGCUUCCACUACAGUCCUAAAGCGGUGGAUCUGCCGUCAGCAGUGAGAUUGGCCAAGAGAUUGUAUUCACUCGAUGGAUUUAAAAAAUCGGACGUGUCCAGGCACCUCAGUAAAAACAACGACUUUUCCAGAGCUGUUGCUGAAGAAUACCUGAGAUAUUUCAGUUUUGAAGGGGACACGCUGGACGUGGCACUCAGAAAGUUUCUCGCACAGUUCUCACUGACUGGUGAGACCCAGGAGAGAGAACGUGUACUUGUACAUUUUUCAAAGAGAUAUAUCGACUGCAAUCCUGGCUCUUUCAAUUCUCAAGACGCCGUGCAUACACUAACAUGCGCUAUAAUGCUCCUCAAUACCGAUCUACAUGGACAGAACAUUGGAAGAAAAAUGUCGUGCUCCGAGUUCAUUGAGAAUCUGUCGGAGCUCAACGAUGGUGAUAAUUUUCCUAGGGAGGUGCUCAAACAACUUUACACGGCUAUCAAGUCUUAUCCUCUCGAAUGGGCACUCGAUGAGGAAGGAGAUGACACGGCGUCUCAGGUAAUUCAGCAGGGCGAUGGGCCAGCGAUAUCAGCAUCCGGCAAUCCAUUUCUCGAUGUGCCAAAUGUCACUGGUGCUACUGAAUUCAAGAAGGGUUACGUCAUGCGCAAGUGCUGUUACGACGCUAACGGAAAGAAAACUCCAUUUGGCAAACGAGGCUGGAAAAUGUAUUACUGUACACUACGUGAACUUGUCUUAUAUCUGCAUAAAGACGAGCACGGCUUUCGCAAUGAUAGCCUACACAAUGCCAUAAGAAUUCAUCAUGCAUUAGCGACCAAGGCGUCCGAUUACACGAAAAAACAGCACGUGUUCAGACUGCAAACUGCUGAUCAGGCCGAGUACCUCUUCCAAACUAGCGAUUCCAAGGAGCUUCAGUCAUGGAUAGACACAAUAAACUUCGUAUGCGCGAGUUUUUCCUGUCAGCCACUCGCCGGAGCGGUAGGUUCACAACGAAAGUUUCAACGGCCUUUGCUUCCCUGCAGUCACACCAAAUUGACGCCUAGAGAACAGUUAAGGGACCACGAAGAGAGGGUUAAUAGACUGGAGGCUGAGCUGGAAGAGCACCGGAGGCAUCCGCCUGAGCGUGGAGCCAAAGCUCUCACUGUUCAAAAUUACAAGGAGAAGGAUACCUAUCUUCAUUACGAGUUGAAAAGAUACAAAACAUACGCCUAUCUGCUGCGUUCUCGUUUGGCAUUUACCGAGGUCGAGCCAUCCCUCGUGGAGAGCAGUAUCGGUGAAGUUGACGAAGGUGGAGGUGUAUUACUAAACGCUGAAGUUGGAUUAGUACCACCACCAGUACCAGAUCGUCCAGCAACAAAUAGGUAUAGUUACAGGGCUGCCAUUUACAACCGUAAUCUACUUAAUGGUCAGGACUACGGCGGGGACAUUGGUUGACGCGUCAUGGGUGUUUUUUCGGCGUGCGUCAUCUAAUCCUUCAUCUAAUUAACAAUAUACACAGGCAGGAUAAUAUGAACAAAAAAAAAAAACCAUAUUCUAAAGUUCAACGAGAGUUUCAAUCAAUUGAUAGAAGUUAAAUAAAAACAGUAUCAAUUAUUACAAGCACAAGGGAUAAAUAAUGUUUUCAUUGGAGUUGAUGAAAUUAAUUAAUUAAUGAGAGAUAUAAUAAGGGUAAUACAUGAGUCUUCGAAUGUACUGAACUGCCUGUGUGUAAUACAACGCCGAAAUUAUUUAAUUAUUAACAAUUGGUGGAUUCAGUGGGGUCAAGGGAUUUAUCGUUUCUGUAUAUUAAUUGUUUUAUUUAUUGAUAGAAUUCAAUGAUUAACUAGGGGCUCUCUGAUUGAGGGUCAUUACGGAUCUGAACAUCUCAGUGUGUAAUAUUAAUUAAUUAAUUAGCGCUCAAUUAUUAACAUAACGAGGGCUCAACUCGUUUAUCAACAGCUGAAAGUAUGCGAUAUGGUGCUGGUCUCUGGUUUAUUUAUAAUAAAUUAAGUUUAAGGUUUUUUAACACUUCGGCACAUAUUUCAAUCGAGUAAACGUGAUUCAUUUUGUUUUGUUACUUUCAUAAGUAUUUGUGAUUGAAAAAAAAAACGAAAAUCAUUUAUUCGAUUGAAAUAUUUCUGCUGAAUGUUGAAUUGGUUCUUCGCUUUUUUAUCGUACUGAUAACACCGGUUAUAAUUUAAUUAACAAAACAAUUGUGUCAUAUGCAACAUAUAGUUUUAACUCAUGAUAAUUACGUAGAUGUAAUCAUUGCUUCAUUGCCUCUCUAACAUCUAAGGAUCUGAUUUUUUAAUCUGUACUUUUAUAUAUAAGUAGAUGAAUAUUAUUUAAUUUUUUCCUCUUGUUAUUUUGAGAGACGUACUGGAGGUGUCAAUUAGAAAAUCACUUUUUUACGUUUCAUGCAUUUUGUCGUACUCAUAUUCUUUUUUUAUUCACUUACUCGGUGCAUUCUUCUCUCAACGAUAUUUCAUUCCAAACGUGAGAAUGUCGAUGAAGUAAUCUCAACGAAGAUUUACGAUUGAUGCUCGAAAGGCCAAAGAAUAUGUUUAAUAAAUAAUUCUAGCUUCAACAUCAAUGACUAACAGCUCAUUUGAUACAUUGCGUUGUUUAGAGCCAAGACUGCACAAUAAUUGAGAAUAAAACAAUAGUUGACAUGGAUAUGUUGACAUCUCAAUGAAAAAAUUCCUGAUAAUUUCUUCCUCAAUCAUUAGGAUUUAUUCGAAAUUUUGUUUAUGUUUGUUUCAUUGUUGGCGUUGAAAAGUUGUUUAGAAAGUGAAUGAAGUUAAAUUACCUAUUGAGAGGUUUAAAGAAAUAUUGUCAAUGACAUGUAUUGCGCAUUUGAAUUAUGUUCGUUGGAUAAAAAUUAUAAAAAUUGUUUUUUUUUUUUAAUGCUGAUUAGGACUUGAACAGUGAUAGUAUUAAUUGUAGAGAGAUGUAGUCGUGAGAUCUGGGAUUAUGGAACUGAGGGGCUAAUGGAUGAUUUAUCAGAAUAUAGUGAUGUAGCAUUUUAUAAUAAUUGUUUACAACAAUUCGUUGCAGUAUUACGUAAUUCUAGUGGGUUUAUCCAGGUAUAAAUGAGAAUUGACGUUCACUAAACUGCGGAUUCCAUAGAUUUGUACAACUAGUGUAUGGGGGCCUAACGCCUAAGCCUACAUGUUAUGGGCAUCCAUCUACGUUUUCACAAAUACUAUCCAUUUGUUGAUAGUUCAUUUUAACAUUUAGAAAGCGUUACAUAUAUUUUUUUUUCAAGAGGAAUUAUGAAAUGAGGAGAAUAGAUUUAAAUCGUGAUUUGGAUUAAUCCAAGGGAGUUUCAAUUAAUUGUCGAUGUUGACGAAGAUGUCGUAGGUAGAGGACAUCAUAAUCAAAAGGAUCAGCUUUGGCAGUUGUUAGCAGCUACAUAUAUUGAAUAGUAUUUUUCCAUAAUUCAUCAUUCCAGAGUUUAGCAGUCGAAAUAGUAAUGCUCUCAAUUUUUUAAUUUGAUUUAUUCCUUCAUUUCAAUUACUAGUCUAUCAUCAUUAACAAAUGCUAAGAAUAAUUUCCAUAUUUUUCAUAAUUUUUAAUAGUAGCUCAUCAAAUUUUGUCUCCCAUUUUGAAAUAUACGUUUAUACACAUAGAAAAAUCAUUGAACACAAGGAAUUAAAAGUAAUUAAUUCUCAACAGUGGAUGAAUGAUAAUUAAAGGACGAAUAAGAGAUUAUUCACUUAGUGUAUAGGAAGAUCCUUGUAUAAAGCUGUAAUAUAUGUGGAUAAUGAUAAUUAUUAUAAAUACUAUUGAAGCUAAUGGCAAUAAAGAUUAAACUAUCUCCAAAUGA
Messenger RNA from Diachasma alloeum, 6381 nucleotides. RefSeq names its product PH and SEC7 domain-containing protein 2 (gene Efa6). Gene Ontology annotation, molecular function: phospholipid binding; protein binding; guanyl-nucleotide exchange factor activity. NCBI's taxonomy places the organism in Eukaryota, Metazoa, Arthropoda, Insecta, Hymenoptera, Braconidae. Bases 717 to 4007 code for a protein of 1096 amino acids. Gene Ontology annotation, biological process: regulation of ARF protein signal transduction. The transcript is spliced from 13 exons. The record is from RefSeq and is a predicted model, not a curated record.